Molecule: messenger RNA, 1146 nt
Organism: Ascochyta rabiei
Lineage: Eukaryota; Fungi; Ascomycota; Dothideomycetes; Pleosporales; Didymellaceae
Exons: 2
Coding region: 1-1146 (381 amino acids)
Biological process (GO): mitochondrial respiratory chain complex I assembly
Cellular component (GO): mitochondrion
Molecular function (GO): S-adenosylmethionine-dependent methyltransferase activity
Source: RefSeq, a predicted model, not a curated record
AUGAACACGCUCUCGGUCCGCGCCUUCAUCCCGCCCCUGACGCGACGAGCCCUGACGCGACGAGCCCUGACGCGACGAGCCCUGACGCGACGAGCCCUGACCCUCCCCACCCUCCGCUGCUAUGCCGUCCAGGCACCGGGCCCGCCCACCGUCGACAUCUUCAGCACCCACCACAAGUGGGCGCAGAAGGAACGUGCCGCCGCAGACAAGGAAGCAAGCCGCAGCGUCGACUACCUGAGGGAUGAGGUCGCUUCACGGCUGUGUGAACGCGUCCUGGACAUCAAACGCCACUUCCCACACGUCCUGGACCUGGGCGCAAACGCCUGCAAUCUCGCCCGCGCACUCACCCUGCCCUCCCCAGACGAGCCGGACAAGGGCCCGCGCUCGAACCGUGUUGGCAAGCUCACCGCCGCCGACUCUUCCGCCACGCUCCUGUACCGCGACGCCGACCUGCCCUUCAACCACGAGAUGGAAAUCCUCAGGCACGUCCUGCCCACCUCGGAGCUGCUCCCCUUCGAGCCAAACACGUUCGACGCCGUCUUCAGCAGCCUGAGCUUGCACUGGAUCAACGACCUCCCCUCCGUCCUGGCCCAGGUCAACAACGUCCUCAAGCCCGACAGCCCCUUCCUCUCCGUCAUGAUGGGCGGCGACACCUUGUACGAACUGCGCACCUCGCUGCAGCUGGCAGAGCAGGACCGACGUGGCGGUGUCGCUACCCACACCUCGCCCCUGGCAGACGUAAAGGACGUCGGCGGUCUGCUGCAGAAAGCAGGCUUCAACCUCCUCACAGUAGACGUCGACGACAUUGUCGUCGACUACCCAGACACCUUUGCCCUCAUGAAGGACCUGCAGGCCAUGGGCGAGUCCAACGCAGUCCUGGCCCGCGAAAAGGGCGCCAUACGCAGAGACGUCCUCCUGGCCGCGGACGCCAUCUACAGAGAGCUGCACGGCAACGAGGACGGCACGCUUCCGGCCACCUUCCGUCUGAUCUACAUGAUCGGCUGGAAGCACAGCCCUGAUCAGGCCAAGCCUCUCGAGCGCGGCACCGGCAUGUUCAGCAUCAAGGACUACUUGGAGAAGAACGGCGAGGGCGGCGAGGGCGGCGAGGGCGACAAGGGCGGCGAGGGCGGCGAAGGAAAGCGCUAG